AUGCCAAUAACCUCCACUCAAGGUACCCGUCGUAGAUUCUACACCGACCUAGCUCGAGAUGUCCGAAAACUAGAUACACUUGCUUUACCAGUAUCAAUCCAUACCCCUUCACACAGCAGAGGGGGUUCGCAAUGGCUGCCUGAAUCAUCUGCACGGGGGAACGAUGACGGCUGGGGUAGUAUACCUACUUCAGAUCGGGAUGGUACUCCGAGUCCACUCAAAUAUGAUUAUAGUCACGUUGAUGUGAGUAUGAAGAAAUCAGAUGAAAGAGAUGGGGAGGGAAAGGAACAGGAAAAGGAGAAGGAAAAGGCUCGUGCGUCAAACAAGUUACAGCGAUCGUCAGCGAACAGACCUAGAGACAACACCCAAUUGAGAGAGAAGAAGGGAGAAGAGCACGAAUCGACACGUACGCCUCCGUCCAGCGAAAAGGUGAACCGGUGGAUCAACGACGUUCCUCCGUCCUCUACUAUCAAGGCGAGUGGACGCGACACACGAAGAACUACUCCUAUAGGUGAAGACCACCCAUCUGCCCGAGAUCAAAGUGAUCAUACCCACUCCUGUACUCCGCUUCCUCAUUCUAGGCCUAACAGUGACGAUACCAAAAGGGAGAAGAAAGACAAGAUGAAUUACCUUCAUGAGGAUAUGCCAAGUACUUCUUACCGAAGGUAUACCACGGGUGCUACUGGUAGUGGUACAGGUAGGACUUACGAUUAUCCUACUAAUCCAACAAAUGUCCGAACACCUACAGGCGGUAAUUCGAAUUUUCACUUACAUCAUAAUAAUCCAUUCCCAAGUGGCAAUUUGAUUCUACCCUCUUCCAGAACAGGUGAAAAUGAGGAUACCUAUAGGAUGAGUAAUAGUAAUCUCAAUUUUAGAUCCGACACUACGACAGAUUUGGAAAGAACCCUUCAAGCUAAGAAAAGGGAAUUUGAAGAUGUUCAAAGACUUCUAGAGGAAAGUAGAAAAGAAAGAGAAAGAGAAACCCAAAGACAAAGUUUUCUUCUUCCGCCUAGACCUCCCACUGCCUUUGCGUACCAUCGUUCAAUCGAACAUGAUCAGAUUAUACAAUUGAGACAAGAAAACACUUCUCUCCAUUCAUCUCUUUCUGAGGCCAGACGAACAAUCAACACCUUAAAUAACCGUAUUGAUGAGCUUGAACUAUCACAUCGAUCUGACCCAGAGCUACUUUCGAAGAUGGAGAAUGACCUUAGCAAGCUUUCUCAGGAGAACACUUCGUUAAAUGAUGUAUUGCGAGUACUGGAAGGAACGUUGGAAGAUGAAAGAGAUAAAAACAGGAAAAUGGAAUUGGAAACUCAAUCGUCCAAAAAGGGCCAAAGUGCAUGUGCGAAAUCCCUCCAAGCGAGUGAACAUAAAGUGAAAGAAUUAGAGGGUACUUUGAGAGAGGUAGAAGAGAGGGAAAGGAUUGAGAGGGAGAAACGGGAUUUGAUAGAGAAGAGAUAUAGAGGAUUAGAAUUGGAUUUUUCCCACUUAACUGCCGAGUUGGAAACCUGGAAGGCUAAAACGAAUAACGCUUAUAGGGAGAAAGAAGGUGCUAUAAGUAAAUAUAAAGGUAAAGAGAAUGAUAAUGCCAAAUUAUCCGAUAAGCUGAAUCUCUCGAGAAGGGAGAAAGGGGCAUUACAAGCUAGGUUGGAUGAAGUGAUUGAAGAGAAAGCCCAACUCUCUCAACGACAGGUAUCUGAAAAAGGUAAUUCGGAAGAUAGGAAGAAACUCAAAGAUGAACUUCAUCGUGAGAGGUCGACCUCUGAUAGAUUACGUUCCGAACGUAAUUCCCUUCGAGACCAAAUCAAAAAGAUGAAACUCCAAUUCGCAACUUUGCGCGAAUUAGAAAUUCGCUCUGCUGGGCCAAACGAAGUUGACGUAAAGUUACAUCAUCCUACAUCGACGUCUUCAGAGAGACAUAAACCGAGAUUCUCCUUAUCGUUCGCAACCUCUGCCUCGGGGGAUGAUCAAGCAGCCAUACCUACAAAGAAGGGGCGGGUGGAGGUGAUUGAGGAUGAUGAAGGGGAUGGAGUAAGGUAUAAGCCCCAGAGAGUAGCGCUGGAAGAUGCUGAUGGGAAACAGGAAUAUCAAGAUGCAAGAGAAGAGGUUGGAAGCCAUUCUGUUGUUAGGCCCACUCAACCAAUUACAUCACCCACCACCAGCUAUGCUGAGGAUAUCCAAUCUAUCGUUUCCCCUCAACCACUUACGUUCCACUCUAUUCCUCUUAUCCCCCAGAAAUUAGAUACGCCCAUGUCGAAAGAGGAACAAUUACUCUUCUCAACUUCGGCCCAACCCGAUAAGGCAGAAAUCUCAGAGGAGAAGCAGACGGGUGGCUCGGACGGUGCUGAUGCAACUCGUAAGAGAUGGUUAGAGCAAUAUGCAGAGAUGAGUGGGGAUGGUACUUCUCCUCAGAACGUAAACGAUCAGAAGACCGAGAUGGAUACUGCCAUCGAGAUGAAUAGGAAAGAAUCCAAAGAUCCAUUUGCUGACUUAGAUCCCCUGGACCACUCUUUAAGUUCCAUCAAAUCUCACUUUCAAUCCCCUCAAUCUCAUCCAUCUACCUCUACCAUCCGAGAGCGAGGUAAAACACUGAAAGAAUCUUUGAUCGAUCUCUUGACUUCACCUAAAUCUACUUGA
Molecule: messenger RNA, 2637 nt
Organism: Kwoniella mangroviensis CBS 8507
Lineage: Eukaryota; Fungi; Basidiomycota; Tremellomycetes; Tremellales; Cryptococcaceae
Exons: 11
Coding region: 1-2637 (878 amino acids)
Source: RefSeq, a predicted model, not a curated record